Molecule: messenger RNA, 2586 nt
Organism: Pipistrellus kuhlii (Kuhl's pipistrelle)
Lineage: Eukaryota; Metazoa; Chordata; Mammalia; Chiroptera; Vespertilionidae
Gene: PAX6
Product: paired box 6
Exons: 14
Coding region: 540-1850 (436 amino acids)
Biological process (GO): anatomical structure development; regulation of transcription by RNA polymerase II
Molecular function (GO): DNA-binding transcription factor activity, RNA polymerase II-specific; RNA polymerase II cis-regulatory region sequence-specific DNA binding
Source: RefSeq, a predicted model, not a curated record
AUUUGCAUGUGGCGGAGUGAUUAGUGGGUUUGAAAAGCGAACCGUGGUGGCUCGGCCUCAUUUCCCGCUCUGGUUCAGGCGCAGGAGGAAGUGUUUUGCUGGAGGAUGAUGACAGAGGUCAGGCUUCGCUAAUGGGCCAGUGAGGAGCGGUGGAGGCGAGGCCGGGCGCCCGGCACACACACAUUAGCACACUUGAGCCAUCACCAAUCAGCAUAGGGAUCUGAGAAUUGCUCUCACACACCAACCCGGCAGCAUCCGUGGAGGGAACUCUCGCCAGCAACUCCUCUAAAACACCGUCAUUUCAAACCGAGGUGGUCUCUAAGCAGCAAUAACAGCCACAAAAAACCCCUCAACACCCAAGCAAACAAAACUCUUGACAGGAGCUUGGAUGGGAGAGGAUGCCUCAUAAAGGGGGAAGACCUUAACUAGGGGCGCGCAGAUGUGUGAGACCUUUUAUUGUGAGAGUGGACAGACAUCCCAGAUUCCAGAAUCCCAUAUUCGAGCCCCGUGGGAUCCCGCGCCCCACAGCCAGUGCCAGCAUGCAGAACAGUCACAGUGGAGUGAAUCAGCUAGGUGGUGUCUUUGUCAACGGGCGGCCACUGCCAGACUCCACCCGGCAGAAGAUCGUGGAGCUAGCACACAGCGGGGCCCGGCCGUGCGACAUUUCCCGAAUUCUGCAGACCCAUGCAGAUGCAAAAGUCCAAGUGCUGGACAAUCAAAACGUGUCCAAUGGAUGUGUGAGUAAAAUUCUGGGCAGGUAUUACGAGACUGGCUCCAUCAGACCCAGGGCAAUCGGUGGUAGUAAACCAAGAGUAGCGACUCCAGAAGUUGUAAGCAAAAUAGCCCAGUAUAAGCGGGAGUGUCCGUCCAUCUUUGCUUGGGAAAUCCGAGACAGAUUACUGUCGGAGGGGGUCUGUACCAACGAUAAUAUACCAAGUGUGUCAUCAAUAAACAGAGUUCUUCGCAACCUGGCUAGCGAAAAGCAACAGAUGGGCGCAGACGGCAUGUAUGAUAAACUAAGGAUAUUGAAUGGGCAGACCGGAAGCUGGGGCACCCGUCCGGGUUGGUAUCCAGGGACUUCAGUGCCAGGGCAACCUACCCAAGAUGGCUGCCAGCAACAGGAAGGAGGGGGAGAGAAUACUAACUCCAUCAGUUCCAAUGGAGAAGAUUCAGAUGAAGCCCAAAUGCGACUUCAGCUGAAGCGGAAGCUACAAAGAAAUAGAACAUCCUUUACCCAAGAGCAAAUUGAGGCCCUGGAGAAAGAGUUUGAGAGGACCCAUUAUCCAGAUGUGUUUGCCAGAGAAAGACUAGCGGCCAAAAUAGAUCUACCUGAAGCAAGAAUACAGGUAUGGUUUUCUAAUCGAAGGGCCAAAUGGAGAAGAGAAGAAAAACUGAGGAAUCAGAGAAGACAGGCCAGCAACACACCUAGUCAUAUUCCUAUCAGCAGUAGUUUCAGCACCAGUGUCUACCAACCAAUCCCACAACCCACCACGCCUGUUUCCUCCUUCACAUCGGGCUCCAUGUUGGGCCGAACAGACACAGCCCUCACCAACACGUACAGCGCUCUGCCACCCAUGCCCAGCUUCACCAUGGCCAAUAACCUGCCUAUGCAACCCCCAGUCCCCAGCCAGACGUCCUCGUACUCCUGCAUGCUGCCUACCAGCCCUUCGGUGAAUGGGCGGAGUUAUGAUACCUAUACCCCCCCACAUAUGCAGACACACAUGAACAGCCAGCCAAUGGGCACCUCGGGCACCACUUCCACAGGACUCAUUUCCCCUGGUGUGUCAGUUCCAGUUCAAGUUCCUGGAAGUGAACCUGAUAUGUCUCAAUAUUGGCCAAGAUUACAGUAAAAGAAAAAAAAAAAGAAAGAAAAUAUAUCAUGUUAAUUCAGUCAGUGACUAUGUGGACACAACAGUUGGGCGUUCAGGAAGGAAAGGAAAAUGGCUGUUAGUAGCACUUCAGUUCUGCGAUUGUGCCCCGAGUUGUACCACGGGGGCAUGGACUUGGAACAAGGACCUUUGUAUACAGAAGGCACGAGAUCGGUUGGAACAAAUCUUCAUUUUGGUAUCCAAACUUUUAUUCAUUUUGGUGUAUUAUUUGUAAAUGGGCGUUUGUAUGUUAUAAUGAAAAAAAGAACAACAUAGACUGGAUGGACAUUUGAUCUGUGCUGGUCAUGAAGUUUUUUUUUGUUUUGUUUUGUUUUUAAGGAAACCAUGAUCAACAAGCUUUGCCAUGAAUUUAAGAGUUUUAUUGAGAUAUAUCGAAUACUUCUACCCAUCUGUUCAUAGUUUAUGGACUGAGGUUCCAAGUUUGUAUCAUUCCUUUGCAUAUAAUUAAACCUGGAACAAAAUGCACUAGAUUUAUGUAAGAAAUAUCUGUUGGUUUUCCAAAGGUUGUUAACAGAUGAAGUUUAUGUGCAAAAAAAGGGUAAGAUAUAAAUUCGAAGAAGAAAAAAGUUGAUAGCUGAAAGGUAGAGCGUGUCUUCGGUAUAAUCCAAUUUGUUUUUAUGUCAAAAUGUAAGUAUUUGUCUUCCCUAGAAAUCCUCAGAAUGAUUUCUAUAAUAAAGUUAAUUUCAUUUAUAUUUGA